UGCAGCCGUGGCUCACACUCCCCGUGCUGUGGACCAGGAACUUAUAAAGUCCACAGGCACAGCUUCCCGGCCAGUCUCCCGCGCUGUGAGGCCGUCAGCAUGAGGAUCUAUUACCUGGUCUUUGGGUUGCUGCUCCUGUGCCUGGUGCCUGCUCCAGGCAACGGAGGGAUCAUAAGCACAGUGCAGAGGUACUUUUGCAAAGUGAGGAGUGGCCGCUGCGCCUUGGUGAGCUGCCUCCCUAAGGAGGAGCAUAUAGGCAGCUGCUCGCUCACUGGCCGGAAGUGCUGCCGGAGGAGGAAGUGAAGGUCCCGAAACGUGGAGAAUGUUGUCACGUGGGAAGAUGCCUGCAUGGAGUUUAUAAAAGCAAAAUUACACACCUGUACAAUAAAACUGUACCAUCUCCAACCAGAGCUGGCCGCAGCUAGGCCCUCCUGCCUUUGGAUGGCAUAUACUCUCUACAAGGAUUGUUUGGAAAAAUAGCAAUUGGUAGAAAAAUAAGAACAAGAGUGGGAAAGACAAUUCCACAAAAAUAGCAAUUGGAGAUGAAGAAGCUGCUGUCACUGACGAUGCGUCGAAGUGUGUCCUUCACAAAGAUGUGACAUUUAAAUACAAUUAAAUUACAU
Messenger RNA from Myotis brandtii (Brandt's bat), 623 nucleotides. RefSeq names its product beta-defensin 103. Bases 100 to 303 code for a protein of 67 amino acids. NCBI's taxonomy places the organism in Eukaryota, Metazoa, Chordata, Mammalia, Chiroptera, Vespertilionidae. Gene Ontology annotation, biological process: defense response to bacterium; cell chemotaxis. The transcript is spliced from 3 exons. Gene Ontology annotation, cellular component: extracellular region. The record is from RefSeq and is a predicted model, not a curated record. Gene Ontology annotation, molecular function: chemoattractant activity; CCR6 chemokine receptor binding.